GUAAUGAGCGAUGAUAUGGAGGAAGAUGCGCGAGACGUGCAAUGUGGUACCAAUCUGCGAGCGUUUCAUGACAUCCGCACGUGGAGCUAUGCUGUCAAGCCGUGGUCAGAAUUUUUUCGUUGUUCCCAGCUCAGCUUGCCUUACUGCAUUGAUGGCUAUAUCAAGCGAAUGAAGAAAAAUUUUAACCGGUUUUCUGCGAAUUAUGCAGUUGUCACCACCAUUUUAUUGUUUUGCGGCAUCAUCACAUCAUUCUGGCUUAUGGUGUCAUGCAUUGUUCUUGGAAUAUUUAUCUAUGCCAUUUAUACGAAAACAAGGAAUGGUCCAGUCAGAAUUGGCGUUGAAGAGAUUCCUUCAUGGAUUUUGUACGCCACAGCAAUAUUUAUCACCUUACCAUUGUUCAUAUAUGCUGGAGUUGGGUAUAUUCUCUACUGCGCUGCCGGAAUUGGGAUAUUUUUGGUGAUAAUGCAUGCCUCAUUCUACGGUAACGAGCCAUCGUUACAUUUACCGGAAGUGAACAUCGAAUUGGUAACAGAGGUGAACAAUCAGUCACGGACUGUUGAAGUUACGCAAAAUGAGCCAUUGGUACCGAAAUCUCGCGUUCGCUUCGAUGAAGCUGGCGAUAUCGAUGAAUGA
This is a messenger RNA of Gongylonema pulchrum, 633 nucleotides long. Lineage: Eukaryota; Metazoa; Nematoda; Chromadorea; Rhabditida; Gongylonematidae. The record is from the annotation of a GenBank genome assembly.